This is a messenger RNA of Cynocephalus volans (Philippine flying lemur), 1569 nucleotides long. RefSeq names its product acidic nuclear phosphoprotein 32 family member B (gene ANP32B). The coding region runs from base 334 to 1122 and encodes 262 amino acids. Gene Ontology annotation, biological process: regulation of apoptotic process. The transcript has 7 exons. Gene Ontology annotation, molecular function: histone binding. Gene Ontology annotation, cellular component: nucleus. The record is from RefSeq and is a predicted model, not a curated record. NCBI's taxonomy places the organism in Eukaryota, Metazoa, Chordata, Mammalia, Dermoptera, Cynocephalidae.
GCAGCGCGGGACCGAGUGGAGCCGAGCAGCCGUCGCGCCGCGUCGCCGGUUUAAGCGCAGUUCGGGGCCGCGGCCGGGGGCGGCGGUAGUGAGGCCAGCGCCGCGCUCCAGCCCCUUUUCCCUCCAUGGUUUCUCUCCGCUCCCGUGAGUAACUUGGCUCCGGGGGCUCCGCUCGCUGCCCGCACGCCGCACGCCGCCGGACACCGCGCCGCCGGCCUCUGCCCCGAGCAGACAGACCCCUUCCGACGGCCCUCGCUGCGCAGGCCGGAACGCCUCUCCCCCCUCCGCCCCCGCCGCGGAAAGUUAAGUUUGAAAAGGGGGGAAGAGGGGAACAUGGACAUGAAGAGGAGGAUCCACCUGGAGCUGAGGAACCGGACUCCGGCAGCUGUUCGAGAACUAGUGUUGGAUAAUUGCAAAUCAAAUGAUGGAAAAAUUGAGGGCUUAACAGCUGAAUUUGUGAACUUAGAGUUCCUCAGUUUAAUAAAUGUAGGCUUGAUUUCAGUUUCAAAUCUCCCCAAGCUACCUAAAUUGAAAAAGCUUGAGCUCAGUGACAAUAGAAUCUUUGGAGGUCUGGAUAUGUUAGCAGAAAAACUUCCAAAUCUCACACAUCUAAACUUAAGUGGAAAUAAUAAACUGAAAGAUAUCAGCACUUUGGAACCUUUGAAAAAGUUGGACUGUCUGAAAAGCCUGGAUCUAUUUAACUGUGAGGUUACUAACCUGAAUGACUACCGAGAGAGUGUCUUCAGGCUUCUGCCCCAGCUCACUUACCUGGAUGGCUAUGACCGAGAGGACCGUGAAGCCCCUGACUCAGAUGCUGAGGUAGAUGGUGUGGAUGAAGAGGAGGAGGAUGAAGAAGGAGAAGAUGAGGAAGACGAGGAGGAUGAGGAUGGUGAAGAAGAAGAGUUUGAUGAAGAAGAGGAUGAAGAUGAAGACGAAGAUGUAGAAGGGGAAGAAGAUGAAGAUGAAGUCAGUGGAGAGGAAGAAGAAUUUGGACACGAUGGAGAAGUUGAUGAAGAUGAAGAAGAUGAGGAUGAGGAUGAGGAUGAAGGUAAAAUAUCUUUCCAAUGGUCUCAAAGCCCAUUUGUGUUAUUGUACAGAGGAGGAAGAAAGCGGGAAAGGUGAGAAGAGGAAGAGAGAAACAGAUGAUGAAGGAGAAGAUGAUUAAGACCCCAAAUGGCCUGCAAAAACAGAACUGUUCAGUAUUGGUUGGACUGCUCAUGGAUUUGGUAGCUGUUUUAAAAAUAAUAAUAAUAAUAAUAAUAAUGGUAGCUGUGAUACAAACCCCAGGACACCUACCCACCCAAAGAGCCAAAGAAUAGUUCCUGUGACAUUCCACCUUCCUCCAUUUAGUCCCUCUUGGUAAUCCACCACCAAGCUUGGGGACUUCACCCCAACAAAAUUGUAAGCGUUGUUAGGUUUUUGUGUAAGACUCUUGCUGUAGUGUGGAUAGCUGUGAUUGGUGAGUCAACUGUCUGUGGCUACCAGUUACACUGAGAUUGUAACAGCAUUUUUACUUUCUGUACAACAAAAAAGCUUUGUAAAUAAAAUCUUAACAUUUUGGGUCUGUUU